UUCUGCUGGAGCUGGCUGAGUGAAAGAACCCAGCCUGGUCCUCACCCCCUCCCCAUCCCCCACGAACCAAGCCGCUGUGAUGUCCUUGCUGUCGCCGCCGCCCCAUUCCGCCGCGCACCAGCCCUGGGGGCACUGGCUGUGCUCAGCUGCCCAGUCUCACCCAGGCUUCGGGCUUCCUGGAGGGUCAUACAACCUAUAGCUAUGAUUAAGACGCUCACUUGAUCGCAGAGGUGGCGCGCAGCCCGACGAGCUGAUGACGGACCCCUGCCUCCCGCCUUCAAUGCCUCAGCAGAAGACCCCCAAAGGCUGGAGAGAGGAGGGCUGCGGCUGGACAUCCUCCGGGCGACGCUGCUCGGACCUGGUGCUAGUGGUGGAUGAGACUGGCGACUGAACAAGUCCCUGCCUUUGACUUCGCUGUCGUCUGCCCAGUCGUUGCCGUCGAUCCGGACCGGUCCCCACCUUGCGCCUUCUGCCUCUCAUCCCAGAUCGGGUCCCGGCUUCGGGCGCCCCGGGGCUUGCCCCGCGCCUGCCGCCGCCCGCGCGCCGACUGCCCGCCGCGUCCUCCUGACAGCUGCGGCGGCGGUGAUGCAGAGGAGGAGGGCGCUGCCGGCGGCGGUGCUCAUGGUGGCGGUCGGCGCCCGGGUGUAAUGCGAGCGUCAUGGUGGAGAUGCUGGCUUCGAGGCGGUGAGAGAGCAAAGGAGGGCGAGAGUCAGCCAAGGGCGGAAGACAAACCAGUUCCGAUGCUUUCUUUCCUCUGUCGCUUUCCCCCACUCUAUUUUACCCGUGGUUUGCAUAUUUAAAAUCUCUGGACUCAAUCCUCUCCCUACCACCGAAGUCUCCCCGUUUCUAAAUGGAAUUAGUGGAGAUCGGAGCCUCUGGUGUAACGCACAGACAUGAUCUAUGGACGCAGUUUGUUUCACAUUAUAGCAAGUUUAAUCAUCCUCCAUUCUUCUGGAGCAACCAAGAAAGGAACAGAAAAACAAAUCACCCCAGAAACACAGAAGUCAGUGCAGUGUGGAACGUGGACAAAGCAUGCAGAGGGAGGUGUCUUUACCUCUCCCAAUUAUCCCAGCAAAUAUCCCCCAGACCGAGAGUGUGUCUACAUCAUAGAAGCUGCCCCAAGGCAGUGCAUUGAACUUUACUUUGAUGAAAAAUACUCAAUCGAACCAUCUUGGGAGUGCAAAUUUGAUCAUAUUGAAGUUCGAGAUGGACCCUUUGGCUUUUCUCCAAUAAUUGGAAGGUUCUGUGGGCAACAGAAUCCACCUGUAAUAAAAUCUAGUGGACGAUUUCUGUGGAUUAAAUUUUUUGCUGAUGGCGAGCUGGAGUCUAUGGGAUUUUCAGCUCGAUAUAAUUUCACACCUGAUCCCGACUUUAAGGACCUUGGAGUUUUGAAACCAUUGCCAGCGUGUGAGUUUGAGAUGGGCGGCCCGGAAGGAAUUGUGGAGUCCAUACAGAUUCUGAAGGAAGGCAAAGCUUCUGCCAGUGAAGCCGUGGAUUGCAAAUGGUACAUCCGAGCCCCACCACGAUCCAAGAUUUACUUACGUUUCUUGGACUAUGAAAUGCAGAAUUCAAAUGAGUGCAAAAGAAACUUUGUGGCUGUCUAUGACGGAAGCAGCUCCGUGGAGGAUUUGAAGGCCAAGUUCUGCAGCACAGUGGCUAAUGACGUCAUGCUGCGCACAGGCCUUGGGGUGAUCCGCAUGUGGGCAGACGAGGGCAGCCGGAACAGCAGGUUUCAGAUGCUCUUCACAUCCUUUCAAGAACCUCCCUGUGAAGGCAACACAUUCUUCUGCCACAGUAACAUGUGUAUUAACAACACGCUAGUCUGCAAUGGGCUCCAGAACUGUGUAUAUCCAUGGGAUGAAAAUCAUUGUAAAGAAAAGAGGAAAACCAGCCUGCUGGAUCAGCUGACCAACACCAGUGGGACGGUCAUUGGCGUGACUUCCUGCAUUGUGAUCAUCCUUAUUAUCGUUUCUGUCAUUGUACAGAUCAAACAGCCUCGUAAAAAAUACGUCCAAAGGAAGUCAGACUUUGACCAGACCGUUUUCCAGGAGGUGUUUGAGCCUCCCCACUAUGAGUUAUGUACGCUCAGAGGAACUGGAGCAACAGCUGACUUUGCAGACGUGGCAGAAGACUUUGAAAAUUACCAUAAACUGAGGAGAUCAUCUUCCAAAUGCAUCCAUGACCAUCACUGUGGAUCCCAACUGUCCAGCGCGAAAGGCAGUCGCAGUAACCUCAGCACAAGGGACGCUUCCAUUUUGGCAGAGAUACCCACACAGCCAGUCAAGCCCCUCAUCCCACCCGUGAACAGAAGGAACAUCCUGGUCAUGAAACACAACUACUCACAAGAUGCCGCCGAUGCUUGUGACAUCGACGAGAUUGAGGAGGUGCCCACCACGAGCCACAGGCUAUCCAGACAUGAAAAAUCUGUCCAGCGGUUCUGCCUCAUUGGGUCUCUAAGCAAACAUGAAUCUGAAUACAACACAACUAGGGUCUAAAACGAAAAUUCAAGAGAAGAACUAUUUAUACAAACAUGGGGACUGUGAAAAGAAAAUUCCGUAGUGAAUUGUGAAAAGUGGACAUAUUUCUAAAUUCAUUCCACUGCCUUUAUCCAAACUUAAGAGUUACAGACAUGUGUUAUUCCUUCGGCAAGACUCCCUGCUGCUGCACAAUGAUGUGUCCAUUUCCUAAUUUGGUUGCUGAUCACCAAGUGCUCCUUAGGUUUUAAAUACAUUCUGAGAUUUACGGAAACUUGAAGAAGAAAUUAGUUCCUGAUUGAGACUACCCCAGCUUUAUGUUUACUGUCGUUUUCACGUUAUUUAUAUGUUGUUUACGUGUCUUUGUUACAUGAUUGUACUUAUGUGAUCUGUGG
Mus caroli (Ryukyu mouse) is the source of this 2869-nucleotide messenger RNA. The record is from RefSeq and is a predicted model, not a curated record. Lineage: Eukaryota; Metazoa; Chordata; Mammalia; Rodentia; Muridae.